This is a messenger RNA of Psilocybe cubensis, 3057 nucleotides long. RefSeq lists its product as uncharacterized. Lineage: Eukaryota; Fungi; Basidiomycota; Agaricomycetes; Agaricales; Agrocybaceae. Bases 1 to 3057 code for a protein of 1018 amino acids. The transcript has 12 exons. Gene Ontology annotation, molecular function: FAD binding. The record is from RefSeq and is a predicted model, not a curated record.
AUGUUUGUGCCAGAUUUACUACAUGAAUUUGAGCUCGGUGUGUGGAAGGCCGUGUUCUCACAUUUAAUGCGCAUCCUACAUGCAUAUGCCGAGAACAGCAUUCAAAAACUCAACGAAAGAUAUCGCCAGGUAGAAACAUUCGGGCAAGACACAAUCCGAAUGUUUUCAACCAAUGCUUCAGCCAUGAAGAAACUCGCAGCGCGAGACUUUGAAGACCUGCUACAGAAUAUGCUGUUUACGCUAUGUACAUGGCACGCUUACGCAAAGCUGCGUCUUCAGACGACUUCGACGCUCAAUGGGCUCAAAUCCACUACAAAAACCCUUGGCAAACUCCUUCGGGGGUUCGCUAAAGACAUAUGUCCACAUUAUGAUACAGUUGAACUUCCCCAAGAAGAAGCCGCACGAGUACGCCGUCGAGCAAAUGCUGUCAAGAAAGGCAAGAUUCUACCAAAUUCUCGGCGUAAGACUCGUAACUCUGGGCCCAUUGAUGAGGAUGAUUCCACUACCCAGUCAAAGCGCCGAAAAGUCUUUAAUUUAUUAACAUACAAACUCCAUGCUCUUGGAGACUAUGUUGCCUCGAUCUGGAGGUAUGGACCAACAAGUGGCUACUCGACACAGAUUGGAGAGCUUGAACACCGAAGAGUCAAGCGCUUCUAUGCCAAAACAAACAAAGGACGCACCUUUGAACGGCAAAUUACAAGACAUCAAUGUCGAGAACGCCUUCUUCGUACAAUUUCUGAACGUGAAAAAAGAUCCAAAAAGACCUCAACGGAUAUAUUACAACAGGCGCCUUCAAACUACUCUACAUCAAAUGUUUCCAAUGCUCCACACGUUCCAUUCAUUGAAUCAGAUGCACUUCCACCUACUCUACCUCAGCUGCACCAUCAUAUUAGUGCCGACAAGCGCCUCAAAGAUAAUGUCCACCGCUGGCUUUACACAAAUGAGGGUGAUCCUGCUCUCAAGAACUUUAUACGCGACCUCAAGAAUCACCUUUUAUCUCGCCUUCUAGGGCAUACCGCCGACAGUGACGAUUAUCUGUAUUACUCUGAUGAAGACCGCUACAAUGUGCAAAUUGUCAACAACCUCAUGUUCCGACACAAGCUGCUCAGAAUCAAUUACACCACGUACGAUGUGAGGCGCCAACAAGACACAAUCAAUGCUCGAACUCACGCCGAUAUUAUGACACUAUCGGGGAACACGGCUGACAAUGCUCAUCCAUAUGCCUAUGGUCGAGUAUUAGCAUCGUGGACCUCUUUCAACAUCAAACCAAACUCAUCGGAUGAACUUUCUUUGGAUCCUGCAGAUGUCAUACGUGCAUCUCAUCUGAUACCAGCUUUUGCACACGGGCCUACUGAGGAAUAUCUAGGUCCAUCUAUUGCCCGGCCUGUUCUCAAAAACCGAGUCAAUCUGCUGAAUCAAGAUUGGCGAUUCAUGUAUAUUAAUAUGUUUGUUGACCGCGAUAUGUUUGUGAGAUACCUUGGUGGCGGAGUCGGUCACUAUACAACAAAUGAAUACACCAUAAACCUCCGGCCUGACGAUCACGAUGUUCGGAAUGUGUUUGUGGUACCUCACCAUGGUGUAGACGAUACAGGAGUUCAUCUAGAAGACGAGGAUGAAAGCAUGGACUGGCUGGAUGAAGAAGAUACACACCUCCUGAGCAAUGAUGCCGAUGAGCGCCAUUUCUCCGAGGCUGACCCCGAUGAUUUCAACUCUGAAGAUGAUGACUGGGGUUAUAAAUCCCCUACCCACUCGUGCGACGGCUCAGACGAUGAGACAGAUCAUUUGGAUGAUAGUGAAAGUGAUCAUGGGGAGGAUCUUGGUGGGUCUGCGGGCACUAUGGACGAUGAUGGUGUUGGUGGUGGUAUGAUUUAUGAGCCCAACAUUGGUGCGGAGGAUGGCGAAGAGCCGUGGGAGAUGGGUGAUGAAGAGGCGGAAGGCUACGUAGGCGCCGAUGGCGCUAAGAGCGUCGUGAGAAAGCAGCUUGGCUUGGCGUUUAUCGGUGAGACGAUGGAGCAGAGGAUGAUCGUGGGUGAUUUCAUAGGGGACGCCCCGUUCUUUAUCAAUAAAUGGGGUUGGUGGAGAGACAAUGAAGACAAUGUAACCGCUAUACGACCCACUAAUACACCAGGGAAAUUCACAUUUUUCACGGGUGGAUAUAAGAACGUCAAAUACGCCGAAAUCUGCUCGAGUGAUGACGCGGUUAAAGAAUCUAUUCUCAAGGGGACUGGAGGAAGGACCGAUAUAAAGAUUGAGGAGUUUGGCCUCAAUACGGGCAUCCAAGAUUCCUACAACCUCGGAUGGAAACUCGCCCUUGUGAUCAAGUCGCUUGCUCCCCCUACGCUUCUGGAUUCAUACAACGACGAACGCGUGCCUCUCGUCGCUGAGAUGCUGAACAUCACCACGGAGCUCCUCCUAGUUGGGAGAAAAGCGCUGAGUGUAGGGCGCGAAGAGGCUACACUGAAGCGUGCCGAAAACCUCAGUCAGCUUGGCGUCAACUAUCGAGGGAGUCCCAUGAUAAUCGACGAAGAGGACAAUAUUGGAAAUAUAAAAGCACACGGGGAAGGAAAGGCGUUUAACAGUAGGUAUGGCAAUGCCGAUCGAGGAUCCGUGGUGAAAGCAGGCGAUAGGGCACCGGACGCCCCGGGUCUCGCCAAGGUCCAUCACACGAACUCCGUCGAAAGACCAACGACAAGACUUUUCAAACUCUUGACUCCAGCGAAGCACAGUGUCCUUAUUCUCUAUGAUCUCAUUCCCAACGCCCAGUUCCUGGCAGUGCUCGAACGUUUACAGAAGGUCUCUGCCUUGGGUAAUGUUGUGCAAGUUUUCGUCAUAAAAAAACCUGGAGUUAUCGACAUCAUAGAUACGAGUCAGUCCCCUCUUGCAGAGCAAUGGAUCUCUGUGUUUGAAGACCGAGGCGGACACGUGCAUGACGCAUAUGCGGAUCCGGACUUCACUGCGAGCAUUUUCGUCGUCCGCCCUGACGGAAUAAUUGGCGCCCGAGCUGGUAAAGAUAGUGACGAGAUUUUGGAAAAGUACUUUGCUUGUGUCUUCCUUUAG